CCAUCUGUGGAUACUUUCUGGAGGUCCAAGAUCCGUAAGCUCCACGACCGUUGGACUAAGGUCUGUGAAGUUUUUCAUGAUGCCGGUUUCAACACAUGCUUUACAACAGAUGGCAAUAUAUUUAGGGAUAGUUUCUGGAGGAGGAUGUGCAGUGAUGUAUUAUCUUAUGCAACAAAAUUUUGCCAAGUCAGAAUACUACAAGUUGGCAAUUGAGGAGCUCAAGAAAAGUGACGUAGCACUGGAUGCCUUGGGAGCCCCUCCUCUCCAGAUCCGAAAUAUCAAACUCACCGACAGAAAUAAUCGGGUGGAUGGAAUUAGUGCAAAGAUUAAAAUUCCAGUAAGUGGAAACAAAUCAGCUGGUUAUCUCCACACCUAUUGUAUCAGAGACACAGUAGAAAAAAGAUGGUUUUUGCAAGAAGCCACUUUACAGUUGUUAGAUGGUCAACAGCUUUCAGUUUACACCGUGAACAAGGAUGAAGACCAAAGUUAAUGCAUGUGGGAUGGCUUUUAGUAAUUUUAUCCUGGAAGUAUCUGGAUGUUUAAUAAAUCUAUACAAAUCAAAAUGUGCUCAGCUUCUCUGCUAUUUAAAAGAUAAUAAAACACAAUUAAUUGUACAGAUUAAGCUUCAUGGUACAGAUCUGGUUCAUCCAAAAAUAAUAGUAAUAUUCUAUGAAGCAACACACAUGAAAUGCUGGAGAAUUAAUAAACAGUCAAUGUUUUAGACUGAGACCCUUCUUCAGGUCUGAAAAGGAAGGGGGAAGAUGCCGGAAUAAAUAAGUGGGAGCUGGAGAAGGAGGGUAGCUAGAAGGUGGAUUGGAAAGAUAAAGGGCUGGAGAAGAAGAAUUCUGAGAGGAGAGUGGAUCAUAGGAGAAAGGGAAUGAGAGGGGGACCCAUGAUAGGCAGGGUUUUUAAACCAGAAGGAGAAAUCGAUAUUCAUGCCAUCAGAUUAGAGGCUACCCAGAUGAAAUAUAUAAGUGUUGCUCCUCCAUCAUGAUUGUGGCCUAUCUUGACAGAAGAGUCCAUGGACCAACAUGUCAGAACAGGAAUCAGAAUUAAAAUGUUUGGCCACCAGGAAGUGCAGCUUUUGGUGAAUGAAGCAGAGUAUUCUAUGACACUAGGUUCUUAUUUGGUUGAUGGAAGGAUAGAUCAUAGCCUGGAGCUUUAUGCUAUGUAUAGACAUUUUUGAGCAAAGAUGAAAAUUUUGUAAAGUAUGGUUAAUUAAUAAGCCUAGCUAUUAUCUGAUUCAUAAUUGUGCAAGAGAGCAAAUACUUUGGUACAGCACAAUAAAACAGAACGUGAACACUACUUAAAUGUUUAUUUACUGGAACAUAUGCUUGUAGUUCUGUUAAGACAUGUUUUUCAUCUUUCAGUCUCAAAUGUUGAGCAAUCAUUUCAUAUUGUGAAAUGUAUACCUACAUCUGGUAGAAAUUGGAAGGAUGGCAGAAACAUUUCAGCAUAAUAGAUUCAAAUUUUAGGGAAGUGCAUAUGCAAAGAAACGAUGGCUAACAUUUGGAGGUAAACUGGAUAUGCAGUGGAUUUGUUUGGUAUGCAUAGCUAAUCCAACAUGCAUUCAACUCUAGAUACCAGCAUUAAAUAGAUUAUUCAAAAGGAUUGUGCUGAUAAUUUUGGAAAACUACAUAAGCAUUUGUUUUGACAGAGCUGUUGUUUAGGAAACUCUCUUAAGGAAGUUGUGGGUUAAUUCUCCUAACAGUGUAUUGCCUUCCCUUUGUGCCUUCCCUUUAUUCAUGUCUCUUGGACACUGCUCUUUUUGACCCAAAUAAUUCAUUUCAGCCACAAUGGUCAUAACUGGGUCCUGUUUGUGAAAGAAAUCAAACAAAUUAACUUUAAUUUGUAAUUUUUUCCAUGAAGCAGUAAUCAGUGGCAAAGCCAAUAUGUAUUCUCUUUGCAAAGGAGGUAACAAAGUACCUUCUUAAAUCACUGAAGUCCUUCUGCUUAAUAAUUUAACUGUGUUGGAAUUUCCAGAAUUUAGACCCAGCAACAAAAGAAUGGAACUAUAUUUCCAAAUGUAUGAUUAAGAGCAAAGCACUGAAGUUCUCCUGAACCUGAAACCUUUGUUCUUCUCGUUGGUAGAGAACUCAGGUUUGGAAGGUGUAGUUGGAUUAACCUGGGUGAGUAAAUGCCUGUAACACUUAUUGCAGCCACAGUAAACCACUGUUUAGCAUUGUAGAAAAAUUAUCAUUUAAGUGUUACCCAGUCUAUUCCCACCUUCCACCACUACUUCAUUAGUCCUAGGGCACAGUUCUUCGGGUAUACAUUCAAUUGUCACUCCUUCUAUCCCCUUUAGUGAGUGCUGGACGCCUACAUAGAUACUGGACAUAGAUGAGGGAAGAUGACAAAAAAGUCAAUCCAUCAACUACUCUAAAUGGUUAUUUUUCAAUGGUUUCUGAUCUAUCUGCUAAGCAAACUACGGAGACAUCAGAGGCAUCAAACUGCGGAGAGGACACCUUGGAUUUAUAUGCCUCUGUGUUGAAAUGCAGCAGAACAAGACCAGCUGGGAGUUGGAUACUGACUUAGAGUUUAAUUUGUGACCUUGAAGAUAAAAAGUACUCAAAUUAUUUUACUUUAUUUUGUGAAUUUUUAAAAUAGUUAUAUUUGAAUAGGUUUUAAAUAUCUUUACAUUUAAAAAGAACAAUGCAAAAGUCUUAUAGCAGCCAGCUAGGAGUGCAUUCUAGAUACAGGAACUCAGCAUUUUGCUUGCCAAGGAUUCCUGCUGGGAGUACGGUACAUUCUGCACAAUUUCUUUCAGAUUUAGCCCACCACAUACUGGUAAAGAAACACAAAGUCUGGGUCCAGCAUGAUUCUGUUCAAUAAGUCCUGAGCCCUAUAAUAGAAGAUUUUUACUCAAUAAUACUCAAAACUACAAAAAUCAAUAAGCAUCCAGAUGUUUAUUAAAGGAAAUAUAUGCAUCUUUGAUAAGGGUACAGAAACUGCUGCAUUUUCCCCCAGUGGAAUAUGGUAUACAUAGUUUCAUAGGUAAACGCACUGGCUAGCUGUCGAUUAAUUUUACAGUAUUGUCCUGAAAAUAAAUGCAAAGUUCAACACAACAUUGUUUAGAGAAAAAAAUAGAUGUUACAAUUAUGAAAAUAUGGCU
Molecule: messenger RNA, 3112 nt
Organism: Hypanus sabinus (Atlantic stingray)
Lineage: Eukaryota; Metazoa; Chordata; Chondrichthyes; Myliobatiformes; Dasyatidae
Product: cytochrome c oxidase assembly factor 1 homolog
Exons: 7
Coding region: 77-490 (137 amino acids)
Biological process (GO): mitochondrial respiratory chain complex I assembly; mitochondrial respiratory chain complex IV assembly
Cellular component (GO): mitochondrial inner membrane
Source: RefSeq, a predicted model, not a curated record